Aedes aegypti (yellow fever mosquito) is the source of this 1896-nucleotide messenger RNA. Its product is annotated as titin. The record is from RefSeq and is a predicted model, not a curated record. Bases 120 to 1592 code for a protein of 490 amino acids. NCBI's taxonomy places the organism in Eukaryota, Metazoa, Arthropoda, Insecta, Diptera, Culicidae. The transcript has 4 exons.
GUCGAUCAUCAAAUCAGUACCGUCUCUGGUCUCGCUAUCUCUACAGGUGUUUUUCGAAUAAGGUCCCAUUGGAAAGCAUAACAUCGAAACGUGCUUCCAGGGAAAAGUCGUAGUGCAAGAUGCGAAUGUUUAUUAUCCCCUGCUGCCUAGCCCUGCUGGUGGCACUAGCUACUGCCGAGGGCAAAGGCAAACCGGCGGCAGCGGAUCAGAACGUCGCCGCGAGUGAGAGAAGCGUAGAAGCUGAGCAGAAACCGGACCGGGAACUGGAGCGACGUGGAAUCACCCUGGGCGAUUGGAACCAUGUUCAGGACCAACAUGAACAGCUGCAGCUCCAACAGCCACAGUUUGAAGCUCAGGAAUCGCACGCAGCCAGUGACUUCCAGGCGCACUUUGCCCAGCAGCAGCAGCAACCACAGCAGUACCAUCAGCAGCCCCAGCAGCUGCUCCAGACAGCUCCACAGUCCUUCUAUCAACAUCAAGCUCAACCACAGGCCCACUUCCAGCACCAAGCUCAAACGCAGUCCUUCUACCAAGCCCAUCCACAGCCUCAUGAAACUCAACACUACCACAUGGUGCCGCAGCACAUGCACUUGGUUCACCUGCCGUCGCAGCACAUGGUUCACUAUCAACCAGAACAUCACCAAUAUGAGGACAUCAAGACCAUAACUGUCGAGAAGAAGGUCCCAGUACCGUACACCGUCGAGAAGCACGUGCCGUACACCGUUCACAAGAAGGUACCUUAUGAGGUCAAGGUCCCAAUUCCACAACCCUACGUCGUGGAGAAGAAGGUCCCGUACACUGUCAAGGAAUACGUCAAGGUCAAGGAAUAUGUCCCGGAGCCAUACACCGUCUACACCAAGGUCCCCUAUGAGGUGAAGGUUCCAGUCGACAAGCCAUACAAGGUUGAAGUUCCUGUGCCCAAGCCAUACGUGGUUGAGAAGAAGGUCCCUGUCGAGGUCAAGGUCCCAGUCCCAGUUCCCUACACCGUCGAGAAGAAGGUCCCAUAUGAAGUCAAGUACGAAGUCCCCGUUCCAAAGCCUUACACAGUCAUCAAGAAGGUCCCUUAUGAGGUGAAGGUCCCAGUCGACAGGCCCUACAAGGUCGAAGUCGAAAAACCUUAUCCAGUGGAAGUGAAGAAACCAUACCCAGUUGUCGUCGAAAAGAAGGUCCCAUACGAGGUCAAGGUUCCAGUCGAUAAGCCUUACCACGUUGAGGUGCCAAAGCCCUACAAGGUCGAAGUUAAGGUCCCAGUGCCAGCUCCAUACACCGUCGAGAAGAAAAUCCCAUACACCGUUGAAAAGGCCGUCCCCUACACGGUUAAGGUCGAAAUUGACCGCCCAGUCCCGGUUUACAAGGAAGUGAAAUUCGCCGUCACGAAGGAAGUGCCACACCCAGUCAAGGAAAAACAGUACGUGCCAGUCCCAGUGCAACACGAAACUGUUCACCACUAUGGCGGCCAUCACCAUGGACAAGAAUCGCAUUACCUGCCCCAACAGACCGAACUGCACCUGCCACAGCACAGCCAACCAGAAGUGCAGUACACCCAAGAGCAGGCUCACUACCCGCAGCAAGCUCAUGAGCAACAGCACUGAGACCCCAAAUCACCUCGUUGGAUUUUCCACUCCACUUUUGUGAUAAUUGUGAAUAUAUUUAACACGUUAGUAUUAAAGUCUUGGAAUCGAUCGCCCCACUGCCAAGAGGAAGGGACUGAAUACUCGAAAAACGCUGAACCCCGCCGAAUCAAUUGCUGACAUUGAACACGCUCACUCUCAGAAGUUCUUCCGAGGGACCAGCUUUUUCUAGUCGAAUAAAAUAAACGCCAAACUUCGUUGCUACGUUCGUAAAAAAGGAAAGCUUCUUCUACGCGUUGUUGAAUAGUUGAAAUAAAAAUGUAUA